Molecule: messenger RNA, 3029 nt
Organism: Pygocentrus nattereri (red-bellied piranha)
Lineage: Eukaryota; Metazoa; Chordata; Actinopteri; Characiformes; Serrasalmidae
Gene: cldni
Product: claudin i
Exons: 4
Coding region: 22-804 (260 amino acids)
Biological process (GO): cell adhesion; bicellular tight junction assembly
Cellular component (GO): plasma membrane; bicellular tight junction
Molecular function (GO): structural molecule activity
Source: RefSeq, a predicted model, not a curated record
CCACAGACUGUUCAAAACAUCAUGACUCACAGUUUCCUGAAAGCUUCAGAGUUACCCCACCUGUACACGUCCAUCACCAUCACCCAGCACCAAGACUCCAGACUGAGCGUCCAGACCAGAAGAAAACAUCUCCAAAACAUCUCUCCAGCACUUCAGAGAACAUCCAGAAUGGGUUCCUCAGGAAUUCACAUCGUAUGUGUUGGGCUGGGCAUUUUAGGCCUCAUCGGCGGCAUCAUGGCCUGUGUCCUGCCCAAUUGGAAGGUGUCGUCCUUCACCGGGCAGAACAUCAUCACUGCACAGAUUCAGCAGGAGGGUCUGUGGAUGGACUGUGUGGUGCAGAGUACAGGUCAGCAGCAAUGUAAGGCCUACGAGUCUCUGCUGAUCCUGAGCUCUGACCUCCAGGCAGCCCGUGCCAUGACCAUCAUAUGUUGCAUGCUGACUGUGAUAGGCUUGCUGGCACUAUUCGCUGGUGCUGACUUCACCACCUGCAUCGAGAAUGAAGACAUCAAGCCCAAAGUGUGCCUGGUGGCCGGCGUGGCCCUGCUCCUCUCCGGCCUGCUCCUCAUCAUCCCCGUCAGCUGGUCUGCCAACAACACAGUCAGGAACUUCAACAAUCCGCUUAUCCUUGCCUCCAACCGCAGGGAGCUGGGGUCUUGCAUCUUCAUCGGCUGGGCCGGCGGAGUGCUUCUCCUGUUGGCCGGAGGCUUGCUCUGCUGUUUCAGCCGGCCAUGCUCCGGAAGCUCCGGAGGCACCGCCAAAUAUUACAGCAACAACGCUUCUGCCCCGAGCAAAAACUAUGUCUAGAGGGGCAAAUUUAGGGUCUAAAGGUGGUGAUUCAACUGCAUUGUUUAUAAUAAUAUUCAAUAUAGCACCCAUUCAUUUUUUUGGCUAAGGUAGAAUUCUUAGGCUAUUUUCAAACAUAAACAUCCAAAAAUGUGUUUGAUUUUUUUAAAACAAUUCUGAAUCAAAUCAAAUGCAUUGAAUCGUUACCUAAAAUCGUGAGGUCAUGUGCUUUGGAUGGAAAUUAGGUAAGAGUAGUGCUGGUUCUGGAUUCCCCCUGCCCUGUAUAUUGUAAUACUUUCCUGCUCUAAAGCUAUGUUCACAUUACAAGCUGAUUGUGAUUUUUUUGCUGAAAUCCAAACUUAUAGUUCACAUUUGUGUGAAUAAGCCAUUCAUAUUUUGAUCAACAAUUUAAUUACUGGAUUUAACAGGCCUUCGUCCACUUGGCCUCUCCAUUUCCCCCUCAGAUGUUUAGAUGAGGCCUUAAAGGGGCGAGGGAUUGAGUGGACACAAGUGUCAACUUUAGCAGCAGAACCCGAAAUCACUGAGACGUGACAAAGUUCCCUUUCAAACUCUUUUCAAAAUGUGGACCAAUCUGUAAGACAUAUCAUUAAACUUCUUUAAAAUACUUCAUAAUCAAAACCACAUCAUUGGUUCUGCAGGCCUUUAGGUUGCAAACCUCUCCAUCUGUUCUACACAACUGCUGAUAGAACAUCACUUUCCUCUGCUAGCUUGCCCAUUAGCAUGCUAAAGGCUGCACAGCUAACAACAGUGCAAAUAAAAACACCUCAUUGCAGUGCAGUAUUAAAGCUUACAGCUAACCAAGGCAAUUAUUCUCAAAUUUUAUUUAUGUUCAAAUUUGUCAAUAAAACUUAAAAAUACCUUGAAGAUACCUGACUAAUUAGCGCAACGAAGACAACCUAGCCAAGCACAAGUUCCUUCCCAUUGAACAUCAAAGUCCACACUGUCCAUCUCUUCCCCUUGAACUACGCGGGGCCACUUGGGUAACAAAGGCGUGGUGAAUUGAAGUUGUUAAUGUGAACCUUGCAAACAGAUCAAUAAUGAAAGACGUCAUGAACGACAACAAACCAACUAGCAGAAAAAGGCUUUGUCACAAAGAUACCUUGCUCUGAACACAUCUCAGACAUUCAUCAUCACUUCACAAAGUUAAGGAUUGUUAAAUAGGACUGUCAUAUUGGAUAGUCUUGACUUUAGGCUUAAGUUAUUUGGCUAAAUAGAAAAAUCAGACAUUGUGACUGUUCUCAUUAAGGUUGCGUGGCCGUGAAUCGGGUUUGUAUCCAAUCUAGGAGCACAUAUGAAAGCGAGUCAGAUCUAAAAAUAUCAGAUCUGUCACAUCAAGGCAAAAAAAGCAGAUUAGUGCCACUUUGGCCAGGUAAUGUGAGCACCAAUGCACAGGACAUGGGGACUCUAUGACCAGAGAUGGGAACAUAUAGGAUACAGGAAACUCAAGCAUUCAAAAGAAUAAAUAAAAGCACAGAGAUUUUAGGAUGGAGAAAUGAUGAUCUGUAAAUAUAUAUAUAUCAGGGAAAAGCUGCAGCGUAUGUUUACUUUCGUUUAUAUGUUUAUAUUUUUCUGUACUUUGCAAAUCACUGCUGUCAUGAGAGAACAUGACUCACAAGCUGUAUUUGCCUCCUCCUCAUGCUCUCUAGGUAGGGCUAAACAUAGUAGAGCCUUUAAACUACACAAGGUGGACGGUCCAUGUUUUCUUUUCUCCUGGUUAGCUGGUGUUUUGGAUGAGGACUGUUUUCCCGGGACAGCAGUGUGUAAUGCUAUAAUUUCUGUGCUAUAAUUUCCACAUCCUUGUUUGGACUCUUCAGCCUGGAGGUGCGGGUAAAUCUGUCCAUUUGAGCAGCUAACAGCAACACAAGCAACAAAAUGGCCAGCGAUAAUUAAACGCCUGCAAUAGUCACAUGCUCUCCACACCCUACUGCAGGUGGUCAUUUAGCACACUGGUCAGAGAGUUUGUGUACAAAUGUAACCUCAGGUCAAAUACAUUUCAGUUACUGCUAUAUUAGUAAGGACUAAAAUAACUAAUCUUUUCAAGUCAUAAUUAGCUACAUUUAAUGUUGUUUUGUAAUAUGUAGAAAUUAGAAGACAACUAAGCAGACUAAUGUUUUUUAAGAAUAAAUUCAUGAAUUGUACAAUGAAAAAAAUCAAGAUAUUUUGUAUGUUGAGUUGAAAUAAUUGGCCUCAUUUUGUAUUUGUAAUAAAACAUGUCAUCAUUUGAG